UAUGUUGAGCCCGAAAAGUUAGAUGUUAAUAUAUCUAAAACUACAAACCUAGAUGUUUUUGCAAGCAUUGAUACAAAAGAAGUUGAAGCAUUAAAAUUGUUGAACCUCAGAGCUAGUAUUCUCCCUUUAAGGUCAACAACUCCUAUCAGAAAUAAACCACUAGUUUUUUCGAUGCAAGUAGUCUGA
This is a messenger RNA of Funneliformis mosseae, 186 nucleotides long. Lineage: Eukaryota; Fungi; Glomeromycota; Glomeromycetes; Glomerales; Glomeraceae. The record is from the annotation of a GenBank genome assembly.